Molecule: messenger RNA, 1147 nt
Organism: Drosophila yakuba
Lineage: Eukaryota; Metazoa; Arthropoda; Insecta; Diptera; Drosophilidae
Product: zinc finger protein 69 homolog B
Exons: 3
Coding region: 110-994 (294 amino acids)
Biological process (GO): regulation of transcription by RNA polymerase II
Cellular component (GO): transcription regulator complex; PcG protein complex
Molecular function (GO): DNA-binding transcription factor activity, RNA polymerase II-specific; RNA polymerase II cis-regulatory region sequence-specific DNA binding
Source: RefSeq, a predicted model, not a curated record
AACUCAAAUGAAAUCAGCGCAGCAGGCGAGUUGUAGCUGACUGACUUUUCAGAGCCUGUAAAAUUGGGAACAUUUGACGGCAGCUAGGUUGUGAGGUGUAUUUAGCAUCAUGCCCAGUAUUUUUCGGAGUUUCUUGUCCGAUCGCUAUAAUGGCAAGCAGGAGCGAUUCUACGAGCGCUAUGAAGCUUUUUUUCAAGCCAUUCCCAACAUGCCACCGAUGCCAAGGCCAAAAACCAACCACCAUAUCAGGGCAGCCACAAAACCGGAACCCAAUAGCAACGUAAAGUACACCUAUUGUUAUGGUCGAAGUGAACCCAGCAGCGAUUGGCGGCAGGGCGACGACAUACCCAUUGUGGUCAGGAGGGAAAUGGAGGAGCGACUGGGCAUCCAACUGAUGAGUGUCCUUUCAAUUGCGGAGAGCUCUCUGGUCAGUCAUACCAUCUGGGAACUGAAAAUGCCAGGCGAAAGUUUCGGUUCGAUGCAUAGUACCAAAAACGACAUCAAGGUUGGCAUCAUUACGGUUUUGGCUGAGUCCACGCUAACCCGCUCGAAAUUCAUGCGGAAAAGACCCAUUUUGGCCAAUGUGAAUGUGCCACCAAAUAUUACGGAACUACCACUUGCCCAGCCAAAUAAAGUGGCGGAAAGGAGGCGAUUUAAGCGGGUUGACGGGCAGUUCGAGUGCAGGGAUUGCAUUAAAAAGUUCGAUCAUUCCUGGAUGCUCACUGCCCACAUAAGGACCCACACCGGGGAAAGGCCCUUCGUGUGUCCUGAUGCAAAUUGCCGAAAAGCCUUUGCGGAUCGAGGGUAUCAGGAUAAGCAGAAGCCAGAGAACACAAGACAUCCUCCGCCGUACGAACGUAUUUUUAAACUAAUUUUCCAACUGGGAGCAUUUCGAUGGCAUUUAACGUGCCAGCCAUCAAGGAGAUGGCAGGACACUGCUGCAGGAUCCGAAGGAGCAGCCGAAGCCGGUCAGUUGAGCCGUAAAUUAUUUUAGCGUUUCAAUUUGGCUAGAAGGGAGACGGCUGUGGCAGAAGCAGUCAUUGGCUGAAUGGGUCCCAUAAUAAAGAAUAUAUAUGCACGGACAUCUAUCUAUUGCUUAAAAGUUACCCAAAAUGAUGAGCGAAUAAAGUUGACUAAUUCAAUUGGA